This is a messenger RNA of Eimeria mitis, 609 nucleotides long. RefSeq lists its product as uncharacterized. Lineage: Eukaryota; Apicomplexa; Conoidasida; Eucoccidiorida; Eimeriidae. The transcript has 2 exons. The record is from RefSeq and is a predicted model, not a curated record. The coding region runs from base 1 to 609 and encodes 202 amino acids.
AUGUUUGUGGCGUUCUGGAUUCUGGAGCAGCAGAAUGUUUACUCAUCACAGGCAUCAGGUAAAAGGGCCGCCGAGGAGGAUGCAGAAUUGGAAACCACCAGAGGAGUACCGGACGAUACGAUGGCUAGGUUGCAUGCAGAACUGGCUGCCCAGCAGGAAGUAACGAAUCCCCAGCUGGCGAGUUUACAUCUUACAGAGACUCGAUGCCACGUAAUUGCUUUCACUGUGCUUUUCUUAAUCUUAAUAAGGGCAGUUGUACUUCUCAGGGAGCGAGAGCGCAAAAAGAAGGCGGAAGAAGAAGUUAAGCCUCCCCAAGAGGAACCCCAACUUGAAGGGGAGGAAGGAAAAGAAGCAGAAGAAGCAGAAGAAGAAGGAAAGCCUGUGCAGGAAGAAGAACCUUCACCGGAACUAGUAGUUUCGCAGCCAGAGGAACCUGCAGAAGAAGUACCCCUGCCACAAAUGCCUAUCGCACAAGCGCCCGUGCCGAUGCCGCGGCGUAAACCAAAAGCGGGAGUUCCAGAUGAGAAACAACCAGAGGAGCGUGGUGGCGGUGAAAUACCAGAUGAAGGAUUCGUGCCGAGACCGAUAACUCGUGCAACCAGGUAUUGA